Messenger RNA from Clonostachys rhizophaga, 1077 nucleotides. NCBI's taxonomy places the organism in Eukaryota, Fungi, Ascomycota, Sordariomycetes, Hypocreales, Bionectriaceae. The record is from the annotation of a GenBank genome assembly.
AUGGAUCUAAGCGCGUUUCCAUCCAAACAAACCGCCAUCAUUGAAGAUGAGAAUGGGAAGCCUGUACUGGUGCACGAUGCGCCCCUGCCGAGUCUCGAGCGCGGCACACUUUUGGUCAAGACAGUCGCCGUGGCACUCAAUCCCAGCGAUUACAAAAUGGGUUUGGCCUAUCCCAGCCCAGGUGCAUUGAUGGGGGGGGAUUUCGCGGGCCACAUUGUAGCCAUAGACCCAGAGGCCGAAGCAGAGCGUCCUGACCUGCGAGUCGGUGACGCAGUAUGCGGUGUUGUGCAUGGAUCCAACCCCGAGAGCCAUGAGGACGGAAGCUUUGCAGAAUAUGUGCGUGUUCUAGCCCACCUGGUGCUAAGGGUUCCGUCGGAGAUGUCUCUCACAGGUGCAGUGACGUUGGGGGCUGCAUUAUUGACCAGCAGUAUUGCCCUCUGGGAUGCUCUUCAAAUUACAGCCACUCCUGAGUCUCCUGCUAAGGAUCCAUUUCCGGUGUUGGUUUUUGGCGGCAGUACAUCCUCUGGUACAAUGGCUAUUCAGUUAUUGAAACUGUCUGGGAUUGAACCAGUUGCUACAUGCUCUCCUCACAAUUUUGAUCUUGUCAAGUCAUUUGGUGCCAGUUCUGUGUAUGACUAUACCAUACCAGGCGUUGCCAAAACAAUUAAAACGGAUACCAAUGGCCGCCUGCGACACGCUCUUGACUGCAUCUCGGAUGCGGCAUCAACGGCGUGUUGUCUUGCCGCCCUUGGGAGGGUGGGCUGUCGAUGUGCAUCGUUAGAAGUGCCUCGAGAGGAGUGGAAGACUCGGAAAGUCGUUAAACAUGAGUUUGUGAUGUGUCCGGAAGGAAUGGGGAAAGAGUUAGCUCUUGACGGGGAGUACAAGCGGCCGGCAAGUCGUGCCAAGCGUGACUUAGCAGCCAAGAUGUUUCUAGUCUUCCAAAAGCUUCUGGAUGAGAAGAAACUGAAGACGCACUCGGUCGAAAUACUCGGACAGGGGCUCGAGAAUGUAAUUGGAGGGUUAAAAAGAUUGAAGUCGGGGACGGUAUCUGGCAAGAAAUUGGUUGUAUUGCUUUAG